Labrus mixtus (cuckoo wrasse) is the source of this 2143-nucleotide messenger RNA. RefSeq names its product visual system homeobox 1 homolog, chx10-like (gene vsx1). Bases 80 to 1225 code for a protein of 381 amino acids. The record is from RefSeq and is a predicted model, not a curated record. Gene Ontology annotation, cellular component: nucleus. Gene Ontology annotation, molecular function: transcription cis-regulatory region binding; DNA-binding transcription factor activity, RNA polymerase II-specific. Gene Ontology annotation, biological process: regulation of DNA-templated transcription. Lineage: Eukaryota; Metazoa; Chordata; Actinopteri; Labriformes; Labridae. The transcript has 5 exons.
ACCCGGACUGUCCCGGUCUGUCCAUCAUCCUCACUCUCAUACACACUUGUUACGCGCCAGAGUUAGCCUACUUUUCCUGAUGAGCACCAUGACGGGCAGGGAGGAAGUCGGAGAAGAGAAGCCCAAAGUGAAGAUGUUAUCGCCCGGAUUUGGGAUUGAUAAAUCCCGUUUGCACGGCUCUGGGUUCCGGUCCAAGGGGUUUGCCAUCACGGACCUGUUGGGCCUGGAGUCGGAUCUGCAGUCGCGGCAGCAGCCCGGCGGCCCCCCUGGUCCGGGCCUGUCGGUGACGGGCUCCGGGCCCGGUGCGGAGCCGCAGGGACCCGGCGGCGGCCUCGGUGGGUUCUCCUUCCCGGGAGGAUCGCUGCCGCUCGGCCUCGGCUUCCUGUGCAGCCUGGCGGCGCAGCAGCCCGCUGGAGCGCCCUGCUUCCUGCCGGGACACCUGCCUCUGCUGCAGGCCCGGGCAGACAGCCACUAUCUGCAGAGCCUGGAGGCCCAGAGGGACGCUUACUCCGAUGAGGAUUGUCUAUCUGACCGCAACGAUUCCAAAAGCUCUGCAAACUCUCAGAAGAGGAAGAAAAGGAGACACAGGACUGUGUUCACGUCUCACCAGCUGGAGGAGCUGGAGAAAGCCUUCCAUGAAGCACAUUACCCGGACGUGUACGCCCGAGAAAUGCUCGCCAUGAAGACGGAACUGCCCGAGGACAGAAUACAGGUUUGGUUCCAGAACCGUCGCGCAAAGUGGCGAAAGCGUGAGAAGUGUUGGGGUCGCAGCAGCGUCAUGGCGGAGUACGGUCUGUACGGUGCGAUGGUCCGACACUCCAUCCCGCUGCCAGAAUCAAUCCUCAACUCCGCCAAGAGCGGAAUGAUGGGAUCCUGCGCCCCCUGGCUGCUCGGUGAGCCGCAUACACGAAUGCACAAGAAGUCUCUAGAAAUGUCCAAAAAGUGUUCAAGCCCUCGAGAAUCAGACUCCAACCGUUCAGACUCGUUCUGUGAUGCCCCCGAGCGCCGGGGGAGUGUCGGCGGGCCCUGUGAGUCUCGAAAGACAGAACAAGAGGAGGAGGAGCAGCUCGAUAUGGAGGACGAGGAGAUGGAGGAGGAGGUUGCCAUCGACCUGUCCAGCUCCUCUAAACAGCAGCAACAGCAGGAGGAUGUUGGAGCUUCUUUGAGCUCUGGCACCUCCUCACCACGGCGGCAGAGCAGCAGCGAGUUGGACAAACACAGCUGAAGGGUGGGAGAGAAAAAACUGAUUGGACUGAAAUUGAGGCAGCAGUGUUGAUGGUGGUGGGGGUACAGGGAUUUGAUUGGCUGUUACGAUUGAACAGCUAUGACUUGUUUGUCACUAUGCAAGUUUUUUGGCAUGCUAAUGAAAGGAAGCACACUUAAUAUCAGCAGGGGAAAAUAAUUGAUCAAAAUCGCAUUUUAAGUACUUAAUUUUAAUAGUAGUCUUAAUUUUGAGCUGGUGGACAAUAUCAGUUUCAUCAUGAUUUGUUAAUAAUAGCGAAUAUGCCCAAUAUAUAAUCUAUUAUUAAUAGAAAGAAUGAACACGAAAACAAAUGGUAUGCUUUCAGAGUCUUGGGAUACUUAUGAGCUUCAAUCAACAAGCCGUUACAAACCUCUCCCAUAGCCUCAGUUUGUAUGCUAAGCAGUCUAUUUAUUUAUGAUUUUACAAUGAUAACAAUUAUUUGCUAUUUACCUCAAAAGUAAAGUUGGACUUCGAGUAUGUUAGCAUGCUAGAAAAUAUUAUUAAUUCAAAGGGGUUUUCAGCAAUGAGGCAACGUAACACUGCGACUGCAUCAGUUGGUUGACUUUGACGAAUGGGACUAAAAGUCACCUCUAAAGGACAAGUGCCACAGGAGGAUGUAUAUGAGGAAGUCUCUGUUUGUGUGUUCAUUAUUGUACUGUACUGAGAGUAUGUUGUAUAUCUUUGUUUUUCUGAAAAGAAGAGGCUAUUCAAUGUUUUAGUCCUGUUGGUUUCUGUGUGUUUUAUAGUUUUGAAUCUCUUUUGAGCACUGAUCAACAUGUCUGAAGCUCUGUGGAUGAAUGUAAAUAAAAUGUUAUAUUUAAAAAAACAAUUUAUUAUUAUCAUAUGUAUGUACAUCAGCAGGUGCAGCUGGAUGUGGAAUAAAGUAUUUUUUUGCAAUCA